CUCAGCUGUCCCAUACCAUGUCCGUCAUCGCGCAGCUGCCUAAAGAUCUCGGCGGUGCAGAAGGCAAGGUGGCAUACAUCGGUAUGUUUGCGUCAUCAAACCUUCGGCUUCGACUAACGGUCCGCUGCAGAUACGGAAGGCACCUUCAGGCCCGAAAGGAUCGCGCAGAUUGCGGAGCGCUUUGGUGUGGACCCUGAGACAAGUAUGACCCAUCUCCCGACGUAUGAGCUCUUCACUGACGCUUUCCAGCCCAAGAGAACAUCACCUACGCGCGUGCUGUGAAUUCCGAGCACCAGAUGGAGCUUCUGAA
This is a messenger RNA of Trematosphaeria pertusa, 310 nucleotides long. RefSeq lists its product as uncharacterized. NCBI's taxonomy places the organism in Eukaryota, Fungi, Ascomycota, Dothideomycetes, Pleosporales, Trematosphaeriaceae. The coding region runs from base 18 to 197 and encodes 59 amino acids. The transcript has a single exon. The record is from RefSeq and is a predicted model, not a curated record.